Messenger RNA from Seriola dumerili (greater amberjack), 3916 nucleotides. It is a transcript of the gene slc7a8a, whose product is annotated as large neutral amino acids transporter small subunit 2-like. The record is from RefSeq and is a predicted model, not a curated record. Gene Ontology annotation, cellular component: membrane. The coding region runs from base 585 to 2168 and encodes 527 amino acids. Gene Ontology annotation, biological process: amino acid transmembrane transport; neutral amino acid transport. The transcript is spliced from 11 exons. NCBI's taxonomy places the organism in Eukaryota, Metazoa, Chordata, Actinopteri, Carangiformes, Carangidae. Gene Ontology annotation, molecular function: neutral L-amino acid transmembrane transporter activity; L-amino acid transmembrane transporter activity.
UUCAAGCUGAACACAGGUCGGAUGUUUAUGAGGCUGAACUGAGCGACUUUACAAGACUUUUUUUUUUUUUCUUUAACCGGAGCAGCUUGUGGUCUCGCACGCAGAGGAUGCUUUUGUCUCUUCAGCUCACACCUGGAACAAGGAAACAGUGACGGCUUGUUGUUGUUAUUAUUGUUGUUUAUAUGAGCCUCACUGCUCACACAAGAAUCAAAGUGAAGGACAAAGUUAUCUCCUUUUUUUUUUUAUGACAUUGAAGGAAUGCCAUUGGAGUACGCGCUUUGGACCUGAUGUGCGUGUAGACUGUGACCUGUAGCAACACCUGUGACACAAGAGACAGCGUGGUUUUGUGGCUGCGCUCAGACUUUGAAGAAGCGAUACGGUCGCGCGGUGAAGGCAGGACACAGGUCGCUGACUUUCCUCAUCAGAUAAGUGCGGCACGUUUCAGCGAACGCGCAAAGGAAGACAUUUGAGGCGCAGAGGCGAGACGAAGCGCACGGGCGGCGUCAGGUGCAGCGAGGUGGUAGAGAAGGUAAAGAAAGGUAACCGAUCCCGUCAAGCCGGGUUUGCCAAGUCCAGCCAUCACAAUGACGGACGGUCCGAGACAACGGAGCAGCACAGCGGGCUCUGCCAAGGAUGCUGCCGGUGAGGAGUCCGGAGGAGGAGGAGUUGCACUCAAGAAAGAAAUCGGGCUUGUGAGCGCCUGUGGUAUUAUUGUAGGUAACAUUAUCGGCUCAGGUAUCUUCGUCAGUCCGAAGGGAGUGAUGGAGAAUGCCAGCUCCGUGGGCGUGGCCCUGAUCGUCUGGAUCAUCACCGGCGUCAUCACUGCCAUCGGAGCGCUGUGCUACGCGGAGCUGGGCGUCACCAUCCCCAAGUCGGGAGGAGACUACUCCUACGUCAAGGACAUCUUCGGAGGGCUGGCCGGGUUCCUGCGUCUGUGGAUCGCCGUGCUGGUCAUCUACCCGACCAAUCAGGCUGUGAUCGCUCUGACGUUCUCCAACUACGUCCUGCAGCCUCUCUUCCCCACCUGCUUCCCCCCGGAGAACGGCCUGCGUCUGCUGGCUGCCGUCUGCCUCUUGCUGCUGACAUGGGUGAACUGCUCCAGCGUGAGGUGGGCCACCAGGGUGCAGGACAUCUUCACCGCCGGCAAACUGCUGGCCCUCGCCCUCAUCAUCGUCAUGGGCAUCGUGCAGAUCUGCAAGGGAGAGUACUACUGGUUGGAGCCAGCCAAUGCCUUUGAGCCCUUCCAGGACUAUGAUGUUGGUUUGAUAGCCUUAGCUUUUCUACAAGGUUCCUUCGCCUAUGGAGGGUGGAACUUCCUCAACUACGUCACAGAGGAGCUGGUGGACCCCUAUGUGAACCUUCCCCGUGCCAUCUUCAUCUCCAUCCCCCUCGUAACCUUCGUUUACGUCUUCGCCAACAUCGCCUACGUCACGGCUAUGAGCCCCAAGGAGCUGCUUGCCUCAAACGCUGUUGCCGUGACGUUCGGUGAGAAGCUGCUGGGAGUCAUGGCGUGGAUCAUGCCUAUUUCUGUGGCUCUCUCCACCUUCGGGGGAGUCAACGGUUCCCUCUUUACCUCUUCAAGAUUGUUCUUUGCUGGAGCCAGAGAAGGCCACCUCCCCAGUCUGCUGGCCAUGAUUCAUGUGAAGCGCUGUACUCCCAUCCCUGCUCUGCUCUUCACUUGCCUGUCCACUCUGCUUAUGCUGUGCACCAGUGACAUGUACACUCUCAUCAACUACGUGGGCUUCAUCAACUACCUCUUCUAUGGAGUCACUGUCGCUGGGCAGAUUGUCCUGCGCAUCAAGCAGCCCAACAUGCACCGGCCAAUCAAGGUGAGCCUGAUAUGGCCGGUCAUUUACCUCAUCUUCUGGGCCUUCUUGCUCAUCUUCUCCCUUUACUCCGAGCCCGUGGUGUGCGGCAUCGGCCUGGCCAUCAUGCUGACUGGCGUCCCUGUCUAUUUCCUGGGAGUCUACUGGGACAACAAGCCACAGUGCUUUGACACCUUCGUUAACAAGAUGACGUAUGUGGGCCAGAAGUUCUGUGUGGUGGUUUAUCCUGCCGGAAGCGAUGGCAGCAGCAGCGGGAGUGGAGAGGAAGGAGAGGAAAUGAAGGAGGCCAGGUCUCCUCUGUCCAAGGAGGACGGAGACAACCACAAGUCAGCGGACUGCUAAAGUGCACGUCUUUAUCACCCACCUUCCCCAAAAGUAAACAGGCAAAAACAGACGCACAUGUGGGCGCACACAUACACAAAGACACAUGCAAACAUACAUCACAGUUUGUAGUGGAAUUACUGAUCAACACUUGUGCCCCCACGUCUUGUCUUCAACAUUUUUUAUUUGGUUUUCAGCAUCGUAUCAAUCAAUAAUUUCUGUGCCAAAUAUAGGAUGAGAUGUUUAGAGUAACAUGACCUCAAGCUUUUCUAUCUGGGGUCCUUCAAAAGUGCAAUAAAGAAAGGUUAACGCCUUUCAACUCCUCAGCACAUGCGUAAAGAUCUACAUUUAACUAUUCACUACUCUUCAUCAUCAUCAUCCUCAUCCUCAUCCUCAUCCUCAUCAUCAUCAUCAUCAUCAUCAUCAUCAUCAUCACCAUCAUCACCACCACCCUGCUUCUGAUCAUCCCCUCUCCCCCUCCACACACUCUGCACACUCCCACUGUAAGAGCGACAUUUUUUUUAGUGUUUUUAUAUUAUUAUCAAAAGACUCUUACUGUACUGUGAUGGCUACGCAAACCGUUUUUUUUUUUUUGAUGCCACAUUGUUAAUUUUUGCUUUGUCAUACAUUCAACACCAAAGCUGUAUUUUGAUUGUCAAAGCAGAAAAUCAGAUUCAGAUCAAGUCAUUUCAUGUUGUGAAGUACACUAAGUACUGUUGUUUUGUUUUUAAAGGUGACUGUGAUUCCGAAAUGUUUCUCUCAUAUUUUUUGUAAUUGUGAUAAUUGUUUAUAUCAUUUGCCUUUGUUGUUAUUUUAGUUUUAAUAUGUUAAUUUCAGUUUUGUUUGAUAUUCUUUUUUUUCUAUUCGACAUCAUAUUCAUCUGGGCCUAUUUUUUACUCUUGAAACUGCAAAGGUGUACACCUGAAAGAUGAUGUGUGAUCUGUACUUUGUAUUGGUGAAUGUGCUGGUAAAUGAUGCACAGUUCUUGUUAAUUGCCUUAAUUAGAAUAUAUUCUGUACUUGGGUGCCAUUGUAGCUGUGUUGCUUUGACUGAGGCAGAGAGAUAAUUUACCCAUUCAAAUUGCGGGUGCAGCAUAGACUUAGACAACUAGAAAGAAUAAAUAGGCAAGACAUGAUAGUUUUCACCACCACAUUUGCAUCGUUAAUGUGCAAAUCCCUACACCGACACAUGUGAAUGCCCGUGUGAAAACAGUUUAAAAAAGGCAUUGAUUGUCUUUCAUGUUUUACAGCAAAAGUAUUUUUUUAGCUUGACAUCUAGUUGUGGUUAGAUUUUUCUUUUUGCUUUAUUUAGGGUGUAGAAAAAAGAGCUUUACAUUAAAAAAACAUUUUUUGAUUCAUAUAAUUCACUAGAAAUUAUUUUAUAGUGCAAUAUUAGUACAGGCACCAGCAAAAACUGAACAUGCACCACUGAAUGAACCCAUUCUGUGUUGUCUGGUUAUAGUUAUGUUUCCACACUUAUGCUGUAUGUUAUAGUUACAACACUCCUUCAUACAUAAACAUACAUUAUAUACUUUCAUGUCUUCAGUCUUUCUAAAAACCUAGUGUCUCAGGGCAUCCCCACUGCCUUCUCCUUACAUACACUGCCUAAAACCUCCAGACCAUGAAAACUCAACAGAUCUGAUUCAUUGCUUCUUUGAAAUCCAGUCUGUUCGUGAUAAAUGUCUGUACUGGUGCUUUUAGAUAUUUAUUUCCUCAGGAGUCUCAAUUUUACAACCAACCCCCCCCCCAAAAAAAAAAAAAAAAAUUUCA